GUCUCCAUGUCUAUCGCUCGCCGGACCGUCAAAUGCUGAAUUUCCGUAAAUUCUAGACUCGACUUUGCGACUGGUAAUUGCAAUGUCAGAUUUGAAGCGAUGGUCCGUAACCUACACAAAACACAUCAAACAGAAGCGCAAAGUCUAUCAGGAUGGUUUCCUAGAGCUUCACGGCUCAAUCCACAAGGUCUUACUCUAUGACAAUUUUGAGAAACUCCUUGAUAGCAGGAUUCUGAAGAAAGAUGAAGUUGUCCAAUCUGAUGAAACGCUGGCAUUUGAUGCUUAUCUUGUUGACAUUGGGGAUCUUGAUGGAAAUCACAAGCCAAUACCUAAUUUGAAUUUUCAGGGAAGAGAUCAGAAAAUUAACGAGAAAGCUGGGUUGUUUCAUGGGAGGAAGUUCAAGACUAAUCCAGUUUCUGCUGAAGAGAAGAAAACAAAUCCAGGGAAGAAAAAAUCACAAUCCAAGAAUUUAAGUCCAUCGCAAAAAAUUAUUAGAGAGUUCAAGAAGAAUGAAAUAAACAAGUACAGAGCACCAGGAAAUUCUCCAGUUACCAUAAAUACCAGCUGCACCGAAUGGCAGGUGCUGUAUACUGCACAAAUAACUCAAAAGGCCAAGAGGUAUCAUGAUGGAAUCUUAAGAGUUACACCUUGUGGAUCCCAAAUGAAGCAGCAGGCUACUUUACUAAAUGAAGAUGGAACCAAUUUGAGCUGUAAAUAUCUCAAGUUAUCUGACGAUGUGACAAGUGGGAGUUCAUUUGAACUGCCAAAUUACUUAGUGGAGGUUGGGGAGUUGCUGAAGAAUCAUGAAGGAGAAGCUUCAAAAGAUGCUCAUCCCGGAAAAGAUGUGGAAUCAAAUUUCACUUCCCCUAGGGUUGAUAAUUUCAGAUUGAGAAGGACCAUUCCCAUAGACAAGCCUUUGCGUGGUGCCAAUGAAAUUAUGUCUGUUCUCAGAAAAUCUAUGCCCCAGCAUGGUGGUGUGUCUGUAAAAAGGGUAUCUGUGGAGCAGUGCCAUGUUUCAGGAUCUACAGGCUUACUUCAAUUUGGUACUCUGAACCAGAAGGAGGGACAUGUUGUGCAACACACCCAUUGUAACAGAGUUGAAGAUAUUCAUGAUAAAGAAACUAAUGAAAGUCAAAACCUAGGAGCACUUCAUGAUGAUCACAGUGACAGAACUGAGGCAGACAAUCAUGAUGGAAAAACUUCCAAAAGGCAUAAUCUAGGAGCACAUUGUGAUGAUCUUGAAAUUCAGAUUGUCAAACCAGCAGAUACUGAAUGCAGAGGAGAGCCACAGGGCAAAUAUUUCACACUGUCAAAUUUCUCUCUUGGUUCAGAGGCAUCUGACAUGCCAAGUAUAAAUUUGGGUGUGGAUUGCACAAAUAACAUAUUGAAGCAAGCUUCUUCUAUUGAGGAGCCUCAAGCUCCAUUGGAUUGUCCUAAUGAUUACCAAGCACAGGCAUUGGAAGGCAAUUUCCUUGAAUUAAUGUCUCCUAAAGGCAAGCUUCUCGUCCUUUUUGUCCACUUUUCUGAAUCAAUCACUUGA
Messenger RNA from Diospyros lotus (date-plum), 1540 nucleotides. RefSeq lists its product as uncharacterized. The transcript has 9 exons. The coding region runs from base 83 to 1540 and encodes 485 amino acids. NCBI's taxonomy places the organism in Eukaryota, Viridiplantae, Streptophyta, Magnoliopsida, Ericales, Ebenaceae. The record is from RefSeq and is a predicted model, not a curated record. Gene Ontology annotation, cellular component: site of double-strand break; nucleus. Gene Ontology annotation, biological process: double-strand break repair.